CUCUCACAGCUUUAUCCAGACCAAAUUAAAGGCAGAGAGCUUCCAGAAGAGAAUGAUGGAGAAGAAUCCAUGAGGAUACAAGAUCAUGGAGAUGCUUCCAUUUCUUUAGAGGCUGAAGACAGUAAGAAGGAUGAAGAGGACAGUGAUGUAGAGCACCCUCUGUCUGAGCUGAAACGCUUGUCAGACUCUCGAUAUAAGAAACGUUCUACAGAGAAGAAAAAAUGUAGGAAGGGCCACACAGGAGUGAAGCUUAGCUGCAAAGACUGUGGUAAAACAUUUAUGGGAAAAUCAGCUUUAAACAAACACAUGAGAAUCCAUACAGGAGAGAAGCCUUUCUGUUGUGAUCUAUGUGGGCAAAGAUUUAGUCAAAAAGUAAAUUUAAACAGACACAUGAGAAUCCACACAGGGGAGAAGCCUUUCUGUUGUGAUCUAUGUGGAAAAAGAUUUAGCCAAAAAGGAGCUUUAAACACACACAUGAGAAUUCACACUGGACAGAAGCCUUUCUGUUGUGAUCUAUGUGGACAAAGAUUUAGCCAAAAAGGAGAUUUAAACACACACAUGAGAAUCCAUACAGGACAGAAGCCUUUCUGUUGUGAUCUGUGUGGACAAAGAUUUAGCAACAAAUCUGGUUUAAACAGACACAUGAGAAUCCACACAGGGGAGAAGCCUUUCUGUUGUGAUCUAUGUGGAAAAAGAUUUGGCCAAAAAGGAGAUUUAAACACACACAUGAGAAUUCACACAGGACAGAAGCCUUUCUGUUGUGAUCUAUGUGGACAAAGAUUUAGCCAAAAAGGAGAUUUAAACACACACAUGAGAAUCCAUACAGGACAGAAGCCUUUCUGUUGUGAUCUGUGUGGACAAAGAUUUAGCAACAAAUCUGGUUUAAACACACACAUGAGAAUCCAUACAGGACAGAAGCUUUUUUGUUGUGACACAUGUGAACAAAGAUUUACCUUCAAAUCAACUUUAAACGUUCACAUGACAAUCCAUACAGGACAGAAGCGUUUCUGGUGUGAUUUAUGUGGAAAAAGAUUUAGCCAAAAAUCUGAUUUAAACAAACACAUGAGAAUCCACACAGGGGAGAAGCCUUUCUGUUGUGAUCUAUGUGGAAAAAGAUUUAGCCAAAAAGGAGAUUUAAACAAACACAUGAGAAUCCACACAGGACAGAAGCCUUUCUGUUGUGACCUAUGUGGAAAAAGCUUUAGCCUCAAACAAAAUUUAAACAGACACAUGAGAAUCCAUACAGGAGAGAAGCCUUUCUGUUGUGAUCUAUGUGGAAAAAGAUUUAGCAACAAAUCUGGUUUAAACAGACACAAGAGAGUCCAUACAAUGCAAGACAAGGCAAGUUUUGUAUAGCACAUUUCAGUACAAGGACAAUGCAAAGGGCUUUACCUGAUUAAGAUGUAGGGAAACAGAAACAAACAAAUUGGACGACAAAUGUAAAUGAUGUUUCAGUUAACAGUUUAACUAGAAAAGUCAAAGGCAAUCCUAAACAAAUGUGUUUAUAAUCUUGAUUUAAAAUGACUCAGGCUUUCAAGCACUUUUACAGUCUUCUGGAAGUUUUUUUCAGUUGGUAGAAUAUAGUAAGUCAACUUUUUACAGGUUGUAAAGCGCUUUGGGGUUGUCGGACUAUUUAAUGUGCCAUUUACCAGAUUAGGCUUGAAUCAGAAGAAUUUAGUAGUCUGGAGGGUUGAUACGCUGAUAACAAGUCGGACAUGUAUUUAGGUGCUGAGCCAUUAAGGGUUUUUAUAGACUAAAACAAGUAUUUUAAAGUCUAUUUAUUAAGAUAGAGGGAGCCAGUGUAAGGACUUUAGGACCAGGUUCAUGUUCCCUACUUUCUUAACCUUAUUAAGGACGUGAGCAGCAGUGUUCUGGAUCAACUGCAGUUAUCUGAUGGACUUUUUUGGUGGACCUGUGAAAACACAGUUUCUGUUUUGUUUUUGCCUCAGUCUAUUAGUGCAACAGCCCGGAAACUGGGGUCCGCGGACCUCCGUGGGCCUGUAAAUCUGUUAUUGGGCCUGAGGAGGCACUGCUGAGGAUGUGUUGGGGUUGAGUCAAGUAUCAUAAUGGGCAAAUAGUUAACUCUGUCCAACUUAUCAUGUAAGGUAAAAGCCAAAUCAGCUAAAAUUAUGAAGUAUAACAACAGUUACAUGGAGUUUAGCUUUAUGAAGAAAGAGGAUGGGAGACCAAAAUGUGUUUGUCUUCAAGUGCUAGUAAACGAGCUUUGUAUCUGGUGGCGUAGCGCAAUGCUAACAGUAAGAAGCCACACUCAAUAGGAAUGGACCGUGUGCUUCCAGCUGCGGUGGACAUGUGUGAGGUUCUACUUGGUACAGAAGCAGCUAACAAGUUGAAAACUGUCCGGCUUUCAGACGUCAUGAUGAGAAGAAGAAUUAAAGAACUGUAGGCUGACAUUCAGGAACAGUUAUUGGAUAGACUGUGUUCAUGUAAUCCGUUUUCUAUACAGCUGGAUGAAUCUACAGACAUUUCCAUUGCUGCUCAACUGAUAGCUCUGGUGCUCUAUCCCUAGGAGGGAAACGUUUUGGAGGAUUUUUGUUUCUGCAAGGAGGUCUUGGGCAGGACAACUGGUGAGGAAAUAUUUAAGCUAGUUGAUGCUUUUCUGACUGAAGCGAGACUGAGCUG
Molecule: messenger RNA, 2640 nt
Organism: Fundulus heteroclitus (mummichog)
Lineage: Eukaryota; Metazoa; Chordata; Actinopteri; Cyprinodontiformes; Fundulidae
Product: gastrula zinc finger protein XlCGF57.1-like
Exons: 1
Coding region: 70-1356 (428 amino acids)
Biological process (GO): regulation of transcription by RNA polymerase II
Cellular component (GO): nucleus
Molecular function (GO): RNA polymerase II cis-regulatory region sequence-specific DNA binding; DNA-binding transcription activator activity, RNA polymerase II-specific
Source: RefSeq, a predicted model, not a curated record